Messenger RNA from Penicillium brevicompactum, 312 nucleotides. RefSeq lists its product as uncharacterized. The record is from RefSeq and is a predicted model, not a curated record. NCBI's taxonomy places the organism in Eukaryota, Fungi, Ascomycota, Eurotiomycetes, Eurotiales, Aspergillaceae. The transcript has a single exon. The coding region runs from base 1 to 312 and encodes 103 amino acids.
AUGGACACUGCAACUUUCGAAGCCUUUGACUUCGGAUUCGAAACCCUUAGUUCGCGUACCUACGACGCCAUCAGCUCGGACGACCAUAACGUCCACUACGAGGUCAGCUGUCGAGCUGCAUCCUCCGGGUUUGCCGACCACAGGACUCCCGUGAUUCCCCCAGGCUACCGGCCGAUCCCAGGGUACGAAGCCUAUCGUCUGAUACAACAGGCUCGAGCACUCGCCGGUCCGAUUGCGGUGCGCCGGGGCUUGCCUCUCCCCGCCCCAAUUUGGACUGGUGGUGAUGCAAAGAGCGUUGGUCUGCGAUGGUAA